Messenger RNA from Anopheles arabiensis, 5819 nucleotides. RefSeq names its product RNA-binding protein 45. Bases 475 to 2175 code for a protein of 566 amino acids. Gene Ontology annotation, molecular function: RNA binding. The record is from RefSeq and is a predicted model, not a curated record. NCBI's taxonomy places the organism in Eukaryota, Metazoa, Arthropoda, Insecta, Diptera, Culicidae. The transcript is spliced from 6 exons.
GUCACUGUCCGAUUGUUGAUCAGAGCAGAAGUUUUUGUCUGGCAUCGCGUACGAUUGUUCCUUUUACGUUGCGUGUGUUUCCUUUUCCGUGUGAUGUAAACCGUGCUCUUCGUGAUUUCCCUCCUGAUUAUCCCCGUGUUUGUGUACGCGUGUGUGUGUCGUCGUUUUGAUCAUUUUCCCAAGAAGGCACAGAAAGAGAGUAGAAAAAACAGCCACCACAAGCCAGCUUGUUCACCUCCUGCUCGCUUCCCCACGCACGGCCUACCCUCGGUCAUUUGGUCGAGGAGUCACCGUGUGUGUGCGUGUGUUGCAGUAGGCGCUGGUGCGAGGAAACGACUAGAAAAGAGCCUUCCUUGUGCAGUGCGGCAAGAAGACGACGAUUCAGCACACGACACACCGACACACGCUAAAAAGGCUACAGAAACCCCCCUCCUCCCCUGUGUGAGGUGCUAAAGGUUUCUAAAGGGCGGACCGAUGGCUGAGCGACGGUCGGGCGGCACGAGCCGCAACAAUUUCACCGAGGAGAAAAGCUCCGCCGACACGCCGCCAAUGUCGCGGUUGUUUAUCAUCUGCAGCAAGAGCGUCACCGAGGAAAAUCUGCGCGAACACUUCGACAAGUUUGGCGACAUCGAGGAAAUAUGGAUCGUCAAGGACCGGGCGACGGGCGAAGGCAAAGGUGUCGCCUACAUCAAGUACGCGAAAACGUCUGACGCGGCCCGAGCGCUCGAGGAGAUGAACGGCAAGUGCGUCGGGGACAAUACGCGCCCGAUCAAGGUGCUGGUGGCGGCCAACCGGCAGCAGGGCUCGCGCAAGCAGACGGAGAACGAGGAGGAGAAGUACCUGCGGCUGUUCGUCAUCAUCCCGAAGGACAUGACGGAGGAGGCGCUCCGGGAGGAGUUCGGCAAGUACGGCACGGUCGAUCUGGUCACCAUCAUCCGCGACAAGGUGACGAAGGAGGGCAAGGGCUUUGCGUACGUCAAGUUUGGCCGGUUUCUGCACGCGGCCCAAGCGUUCGAGGGCUGCGAUCCGAAGUAUAAGGCCGUGUUUGCCGAGCCGAAGCCGCCCCGCAACGCGUCCGUCUCGUCGAACGAGAACUUUGGCGGCUUUGUCGGGGGUGGCGGUGGCGGCGGUGGUGGCGGAGGAGGUGGUGGCGGCGGUGGAGGUGGUGGUGGAGGUGGUGGAGCCGGUGGUGGUGGCGGUAGUGGAGGAGGCGCCGGGGCCGGUGUGUUCGGGGGUGCGGUAAACAGUGCGAACGGGUUCGCUGACGACCGGCGGGUGGGACCGGGCGGUGGCGGUGUCGGCAGUGUGAGUGGGGCCGGCGCGAUGAUGGGCUUUGCCGCGAUGGGCGGCAACGAUAGGCGGUCGGGGGCGGGCGGUGCCGUGGACCGGCGCGGAGGUGGCAACGAUUUUGGCGCCUUCAGCGGGUACGGUGGGGCGGGCGGCAACAGUGCGAUGGUGCCGAACGGGAACGAAACGAUGCUGACCGUGUUGUGCAGCCCGGUGCUGAACCAGGACCAGCUGUGGCGCCUGUUCGACAUCAUUCCCGGGCUGGACUACUGCCAGAUCAACAAUGAUUUCAACAAUCGCAACGUGACGGCAACGGUCGUGUACAACAACAGCCAGUCGGCCAUGUACGCGCGGGACAAGAUCCACGGGCUGGAGUAUCCGCCCGGCGAGCGGUUGAUCAUCCGGCUCGGGCACGAAACGGUCGGCACGAUGGGCGUCGGAGGUGUCGUAGGGGGAGUCGGUGGUGUUGGAGUCGGUGUCGGAGGCGUGGGCGUCGGAGUCGGCGGAGGCGGUGCGGUCGAACCAUUCAACGGAAACGAUCGUGAGGCGGCGUUUUGCAGUGUGCCGCUGCCGCCGCCCCAACCGCUGGCCAACGCGAACGCCGAGGUUGCCCAGCGCUGCUUCAUCGUGUGCAUUCCGAAGGCGCUGCCGACGAGCGUGCUGAAGCAGACGUUCUGCCGGUUCGGCGACCUGAUCGACGUUUACCUGCUGCCGAACAAGAACUGCGGAUAUGCCAAGUACGCCUCCGAGGAGUCGGCCAAGAAAGCGAUCAAGCAGCUGCACGGUGCGGACAUUCUGAACGUACGGCUGAAGGUGCUGGAGGCGGAGGAACCGAGCAACGAUCGAAGGAAAAGAAUGCGCCACGAUGAGCGCAUGGAGAAUGAGUAACUCUGCGCGCUUGCCAGUGGAAUAAAGCGUCGCGUCUGUGCACAGAACGCAUACACACUACUUUUAACGAACAGCAAAGAGACGCACUGAAACAAACCCCCCUCCCUGGUACAAGAGAAUGUGAACACAGAAGCGAAACAAACUGAAACGAUACGAUGGUACUGGUACUGUAGCAUAACCUAGCUUAUACUCUAUAUACCUUGAACGAUACACCUACGGGAUGUGGGGGGGAGGUAUGGGGAGACCUCCUCCAGCAGUCGUACACUACCGUACCUACGACUACUAGAACUCUGGACGCCUACACCCGAAAGAGAACGGUUUUGGACAAAGAAAGAGAGAGGAGGAACGAAAAGAACGUUAGAACGCGCGCAGCAUUACGAUACGAAACCUUCUGGCACCAGGCUGGAGAAAACACCUCUUCUCCUGCAUCCUACACAGAAAAAGAACAAACGAAACAAACAUCCACCAGACACACGAGAAAAUGUGCGUGAUGUGUGUACACUAUUACAAACAGCAAACAAAAACAAAAAGAAAGGGAAAACUGACGAUGUGCAGCGCUUUUCCGAUUUUGUGCUAUUGCUACUCGCUAAUACACAAUACACCACCGUCCAUCCUCCGUUCCUUUCCCACUUUCUCACUCUCCUUCUCUCUCUAAGGUCUGCGUGGGCGUGCAGGGGACUGUCAAGGACGUGGAGGAUCUUUCCACUUGAUAAGGUCUCUCUCUCACCCUCCUUCCUCCCCUUUUCGUCUCGAACACUUCCGAACCUAUGGACGCUUGUGGACGACAUCACUAGACGGUGUGUGUGGGUGUGUAUGUGUGUUUGGCGACUGCAAAAAAUCGAACGGAGCAAACCGAAAACGGAAAACGUUACAAUCACAAUCGUCGUGUACCAAGCUUCCCUAAUGCCAUCAAUUAUACCAUCAUCAUCACACUUUCCCCUCAUUUCCUGUCAUGCCCUGGACGCCUUCGUACGGACGGACCACAACGCCAACUUGGUCAGGGUGUGGUGAACCAACCAGCGCGCCAUCACCACACUCUCGGAAGACUACUGUGACGACAGCACGUUUCGACACUGGACGGUUGUUUGGAACAUUGUAACACGCGAUACAGAGAGAAACAGAGCAAGAGAGAGAAAGAGAAGCUAUACCACUGGAAACACUGAACAGUACGCAAAGAGGACACAGAACAGCGACCACUUUUGGGACGAAGAAACACGCCGUCGGAUCUCAAACGAUCAGAACACGGACUCACGGAGUUUAGAGGCGCACACUGUCAAUGUGUGCUUCUGUGAAAAUACACACAAAACGCAACAAGCAGGAACCACACACGAACAAGGACGAACAAGGACGAUCCUUUUACCACUGCUACCUAGUGGGUUGGUGGUGGUGUUACCAUGUUGUGUGUAUGCGAUCGAGAAGAACGAAAGGCGGACACAGGAAGACAAUGAUCGGAAGUGAACGUUUUUGGGAAGGCAAACGAUACAAGAAAACGAAGUGUACUGAAGACUGAGACGUGUACUGGUGAGCACGCGAUCGUGUGUGAAUGUAGGGUUUUGCGUUGAAUGGAAGAGCGACGACAGAAAGAGGAUGGGAUACCGGUUUCGAAGGACGUUCUUUCUUUAUUUCUUUUUGUUUUUACAUGACAAUUACCUUUAGGCACCUAUUUUACAUUUCGCUUUCCAGUGAGUGUUUUAGCUACCUUUGUUGUAACACUAUUCCGUACCACUUUCUGGAGCUUCGUUGCCUUGUCUCUGACACUAACUUUUAAAUGCAAAAAACAGUAACUACUUACACUGGGGCCGAGAUCUGCUAGUGCGUGUGUAAAGCAAAUGUGUGUACAUAUAUGCGCGAUGGUUGGUGUUUGUGUACUGGAUUUGGUACAACCGUUUAGUAAUGUGAUGGAAAGACAAUCGUGAUUGCUGGUGCAUGAUAUGAUGGCGCAUUAAUCCAACCCCCAAUGCAGCAGAGAGUUGUCUUUGGCGAAGCUGUUCUGAGUGGGCUUUUGACAAAAAAUCUCUUUGUAUCCUCAAGAGGUGAUCGCAAAGUUUGUUUGACGCUUAGCUGCAUAUGCGAUUGGUCUUUCAAGUGUAGCGUGCUGCGGUCCUUUAUUGAAAUUUCAAUAAGACUCAAGGACCUCCUCUCUAUAGAUGCGAGUAGUUUUUGGUACAUCUUCUCUACCAAGGAUCGCGGAUUAGUGGAAAACCCCACAACGAGUGUAGAGUCAAGCGCGAAGAAGUCAGUCGAUUUAUGAAAUUAGAGCACAUAAUUGUAUUGCUUUUUUAGACAUAUCUAUAUUUUUCUAUAAGCAACAUACGAAGAGAUUCAGUUACAGACGCACAAGUAGAGGCGAUUCGUUGUUUGUCUUUUUUAAGCUCACUUUUUUUAGAUUUGUGAACGUUAAAAAAACAAGAUGCUACAAUUCUUACAUUGAGAUUUCCUGCUGGCGCCUUACCAUUCGAACAAAUUUUGUUUUACCAUUUUAGAAAGACUAGAGCUAGUGUGUAAAAUUAAUUGUAGGAUUACGACUACUACUUCUUUCCUAUCGCGCCAAACUAGGUACAUAAAUUCAUCGUCAAGUCGCCUGAAAGUGAAAGAGACAGUAAAAAAUAGCCCAAAUUGUACAGGUAGAGUUUGCUUUGCAUUAUAUUUUAGAUGUAUUUUAGUAUGAAACUGUUUCAUAACAAAUUUAAUCGUCAUGACUGUUAAGCAGAUUUGCAGAUUCAAAAAUUUCAUACUGGCUUUUCACUUUUGCUGCUUGAAAUGAGUUUUUGUGCCUGGAAAUGUAAAGAGCAUGAUAAUCACGCGUUUGCCAUCCUGAUGUUUUUUUGGAAAUUUAUUUACCACUCAUUCGCUCUAUGAAGUAUAAGCUCUUUCCGGGUUGUCUACCUUUUACAGCUCAACUACAUUGCAUACACAACAAGAGCAAUUGUUUUUUGUAACUUUAUCCGUCUUUAUGCGACUCCUUGUUUUUUUUUUAAUCUAAAUCUCGGAUAGCUUACCAUUAUCGUCCAUCCUUUAGCUUAGCUUUAAUAUUUUUGCUUUUUGCUAUGUUUUGUAUAUCAAUCUUUUGAUCAUGCACAACACCACAACACAAUCUAAGCUAAUAAGAGCGCAACGUUUCCACGCCCGACCGGGCUGGAAUUGCCAGUUGUGUAGCGUUAGUUCAUAUAGUUUGUAACAUUUUUUUGUGUAGUAUUGUAAGCCCUCGCAAUUGUGUCUCUCUAUCUUAGCCAUGGAAAAAAAUGCUGAUGUGUGGAUGCAGCUAAACAAUCUGGUUAUGCUCUAAAAUCACGAACACAACACGAACUUGAAAGGAUGUUAUAUCCUGAACAAGAUUCGUGUACUUUUUUCCUCUAGUUCGUACCUUCAUUUUUUUUACUUUCUAUACCAUCCGCUACUACUACUCUCUCAGUGUAUCCGAUCCAGCCUAUAUAUAUUUUUUUUGUUUUAAGUUGUAUUUUUCCCCCUUUUUUCACUAUAUGUGCGAUAGCUUUUAGUCAAGUAUACAGACACAGCAGAUGGUGUGAUGAUGGCCGAUAAUCAGAUUUGAUUGAUUCGAGCGUUCGGAUCUAAAAUAAUAUAAUUCGACAACAGCCGUGAAAGAUUCAAAUAAAAAUUGCCAAUAUUUACCACGAUUCGUAGAA